GGAAAUGGAAGGACAGAAUUGCCAAAGUCGGUCACUGAAGGUGGAAACUGCCUGUGGACCAAGUUGCGAAAGACGCAGUGGGGCACAGCAGGAUCCUAGGGCCUGAAACUCGCCAAUCUGCCCGCCCUUUCUGGCAAGCCUUUUGGCGGCAGCAACCUGGCCUUCUAUUGGCCACAAGCUGUGUCCGGUGAGAAGCGCGGGCUUUCUAACUUCCUGCGGGGUGGCAGUUCAAGGGAGAGCCAGCUGCGCGCCAUCUGCAAAGCUCCACUCCCACUGCAGCGGUCACUGGCACGGUUGGGGCAGAUCCUCCGCUUCUGCUGCGCGGCAGAGAUUCUUUUGACAGCCCACUGAGCGCCAUCCCUGCAGUUGUUGUGAGUCCCAGUGCAGCGGUCACCAGCACCUUUGGGGCAGAUUCUCUGCUUCUAUAGGAGAGUAAAUUCGGUCCCUGUCACUCCAUUUGGCCAGAAAUCCGAGUCCUUUCAAGUGUGAGGAUAAGCCCAUUCCUGUCUCUUCAUCUUGCCAGUAGGGGAAGUGUGUUAGAUUCUCUUGGCACUCAUCAUGAACCCCGUGAAACGUGAAGAGAACACGUCACUCAGUACUACUGAAUAUGACCAGAGUACCAGACCUGAAGUUUCACAGGAUACUGGCAUGGAGCAGUCGUGUGCUGGCACACAUGAUGAUCAUUCUCCAUCUGACAACAGAGGAUGCAGCAGCACCAUUGCACUUAAAUGCGAAGUCAAAAAAGAAGAAGAGGAUAAUCCCCAUAUUCCUCAAGUGAAGACAGGCUCCAGAAGAAAACCAAAUGUUAUAACUAAUACCCAGGCUCAAGGACCUGAAGACCAGGCUAUAUCCCCAAAUAAGGUACUUUACAUUACCUUGGGUGUACACCAGAGGAAAAACAAAACCAUGAAAUACCGGCUCACACAUAGUGAGAGGGCUAGCUUAUCCGUGGCACUUGACACUCUUAAGGCUGUUAGAGAAGAGAGAGAAAGAAAGCAAGGCAGAGAAAUGCUGGUUAAGGGCAUAGAAGGAAUUGAAGGCUACAUAAACCUUGGAAUGCCCCUCAGUUGUUUUCCUGAAAACUGCCACUUGGAAAUUACAUUUGCCCAGAGUAAAAGUAAGCAGAAAGAAGGGAACCAGAUAUUUGGCCGGCAUGACAAGGCAUCUGUUGACUGUGUCAAAUUUUUUAUCCAUGCAAUUGGGAAGAAGAGAAAAAGGAUUGUCAAAUGCGGGGAACUUCACAAAGAUGGGUGCAAACUCUGCGUCUAUGCUUUCAAAGGAGAAACCGUCAAGGAUGCUGUGUGCAAGGACAGCAGAUUUCUUCCCUUUCUGGAGACUGCUGAUUGGAAACUCAUUGAAAACCUGGAAUCCAUUGUAGAAAGCACACAGCGAGUUGAUGACUUAGAGGGCAAGUUCUUUGAGGUUGAGGUUGAGAAAAGGGGGGUCUCUAAGGUAGCAGCCACUCAGAAUUGUGUUUCGGCAACCACUCAGAAUUUUGAUUCGGCAGACUCUCAGAAUUCGGAGUUGGAGGAAAGAAACACCUACUGGUUGAAAGAAGAAAUUGUGACCCAAUACCCUAGUUUGAAAAGAGAAACUGAAAAAAUUAGAGCAAGCUUCAAAAGGAAAUUGAAAACAAGAAAGGGGAAAACAAUAUAUCAUGCACAUAAAACGAACUUUGGGAAACAGACAAAAAACUCUAUCCCAGUUAAAAUACUCAAACUUCUUUCUCGUCAUAGUGACUCAGUUGGGCACAUAGAAUGGGACAACAAUGGGAACAAGGGUUGUGCCACCUGCUUUGUUUUUGCAGAGUUGUACAUUUUUACUUGUCGGCAUGUAAUAAGUGACAUUGUAGGAGAUGGAAUAGAGCCAAGUAACUGGGCAGACAUAAUUAGUCAAUGUGUAAGGGUGACAUUUGGUUACGAAGAUAGACAAGAAAAAAACGAGUAUUUUUCCGUUGAACCUUGGUUUGAGAUAUCUGAUGUACCUCUUGAUUAUGCUGUUCUGAAACUGAAGGAAGAUGGACAACAAGUACCUGUUGGACUAUAUAAUGGAAUUGGUCCUGCUCCACUUAGUGGGUUGAUAUAUAUUAUUGGCUAUCCAGGAUGGGAGGUAAAGUCUACUGAUGGUUGUGUUGUAAUCCCUCAGGGUCAGCGAGUACAGAAAUAUCGGGAACAUCUUCAGGCUGGGGGUUAUGAUGACAACAUGCAGUAUAUCCAUAUGUACACUCAAAGAAGUUUCCAGGAAAUUGUUCCCAGCCCUGAUGUGGUUACCUAUGACACCAGUUUUUACUUUGGGUCUUCUGGCUCACCAGUGUUUGAUUCAAAAGGUUCAUUGGUGGCCAUGCAUACUGCUGGCUUUCGUAAUCUCUACGAGAGUGAAUUUUCCAGUAUCAUUGAGUUUGGCUCCAUUAUGGAAUCCAUCCUCCAUAAUAUUAAACAAAAUUAUGGAACAUGGUAUGAAAAAUUAUGCAUAACUCAGCAGGAUGUAGAAAUGGGGUGUGCUGAGGAGGGAGAACAGUGAGAAUUCAGUCUGUUUCUGAGCUUUAAGAGAAUUACCUAUGGAAUGUAAUUCCACAGGCGAUGGUAGUUUCCUAAACUCCAAAAUGGUUAAUUUCAUCAAUAAUAAUAAUAAUUCAUAUAAUUGACCACUUUCUAUGCAUUUUUCUAAGCACACGAAGAAACAAGUUGUAACAAUUCUAUGAGUUUGGCUAUUAUAUCCCUAUCCCUAAGUUCAGUUGCUUGAAGGCAGGCUCUAAGACCUGUUCAUCUCAUUAUCCCCAAAGUCUGGCACAUAGAAAGUAAGUGAUUAGAAAAUGUGUGAGUCAACCAGUAGCAAAACUUAGGGCUCCAGUUAAUCUUUUUUUUUCUAAUUGAUUUUUAUUGUUGAGAGUUGCCAGGGUGUUUCUCCCUGCAUCUAAAAGAGUUCAGAAGCCCUGGCCUGCUUGGCUCAGUGGAUAGAGUAUUGGCCUGCAUUCUGGUCAAGGGCAAAUGCC
Messenger RNA from Myotis brandtii (Brandt's bat), 2992 nucleotides. RefSeq names its product family with sequence similarity 111, member A (gene FAM111A). The transcript has 7 exons. Lineage: Eukaryota; Metazoa; Chordata; Mammalia; Chiroptera; Vespertilionidae. The record is from RefSeq and is a predicted model, not a curated record. The coding region runs from base 559 to 2520 and encodes 653 amino acids.